Messenger RNA from Ceutorhynchus assimilis (cabbage seed weevil), 5782 nucleotides. The record is from the annotation of a GenBank genome assembly. Lineage: Eukaryota; Metazoa; Arthropoda; Insecta; Coleoptera; Curculionidae.
GACCGACGUCGGGGCUCCACACAUUUCGCUCCGAGCCGACGGAGUCAAACCAAAGCAAGACUCGAACCGGAACACUUCGUCUACGCAACUCGCUCAGCGAAAAAAUUCGUGCAAGAAUUUCAAAUGUUUAUGUCGCGGUUUACGAGUGAACUUUUGAAAAACAUUUAAAAAAAAUGUCUUCGGUCGGUUCGCUGGAGGCGACUCCGAGCAACAACAUUAUACGUACGGGGGUGUUUAAAAAAUUGAAAACUUCCCGCAAGAAGUUCUUCGUGCUACGCAACGAAACUUCUGAGGCUUUGGCCCGUUUGGAGUAUUACGAUUCGGAAAAGAAGUUUCGCGCGGGAGUUCCCCCAAAACGCAGCAUCCCUUUGCGGACGUGUUUCAAUAUUAACAAAAAACAAGACUCUAAGCACAAAUUUGUGAUCGCCCUGUACACUAAAGACGAUUGUUUUUCGAUAGUGUUCGACAAUGAGGAGGAAAUGAAAGUGUGGCUCAAGGAUUUUCUCACUUUGCAACACGGCGAAGAGAUUCUUGAAGGGGAAAUUUUGAAACCGAAAUUUGAAUAUGUAUGGCAAGUGACGCUGUGCGAAAGAGGACUGGGUGCAGGUCGUACCGGUGUCUAUCGGCUUUGUCUGACAGACAAAACUGUUACUCUGGUGAAAAUAGACGAACCAAUUCCUACAGUUAUUGAACUAUCAUUGGCCAGCGUCAGGAGUUGUGGAAACUUGAAGAACUUUUUCUUCCUAGAGGUGGGCAGAAUGAGCGAAAUCGGUGCCGGAGAAAUUUGGUUCGAAGCCGACGACACCAACAUCGCUUUGAAUAUCCAGACAACCGUCAGCCAUCGAUUCAAGUUGGCAAGAGAACGGAGCAAAACUACCAGCUCCACGGAACCAUCUUCUGAUCUACAACCUAAAGGACGUCAUAGAUCUGCCAGCGCUACUGAGUCAGCUAAAAACAGCAAAAAAGACAAACCUGUUAAGGGUAGUGGGAUUCAGGCUCAAGAUACUUCAAUUUCUGAAAGUACACUAACAACCCCUGUAACUGCAACUUGUAGCAGUACCAAUAAUACUGUGAGUGGUGUGGCGAUGAGCAUUUACAACCACCUUCUGCAUAGGAGCACCGGUAAAAGGAGACACUCGAUUUCAGGCGGAGGUACUAACUGGUCAAAUCUGGGAAAUCACCAGCGCACCCAAUCGUUACCGGUCACUAGUGCACCUGCAACCACAACAACCACAACCACCGAUAAUUCUUCCAUUUAUUUAACCAAUCAUCAUCAGAAAAAGAGUCAGGGUGCACCCGGAGGGGGCAAAUGCAGUUUCAGAGAAAGGUGCGACAGUAUGCCUACAAGACCUAGAACCAGUAGCGAAGGAACUCAUGGGAAUCCAAGCUGGGGCAAGCCAUAUUUGGUACCCUUUAGAAAUAAUCAUCUAAGAGAUGCUUCCCAUAGUCCUCCAAUUGGGAGUCCAAUGAGUCCUCCAUCAGAUUCCACUGGAUCAUCAUACAGUUUGCCUGACGAACACGACGGACACGACAUAAUGGAGUACCGUCACUAUUCCACAAUGACCCCAGAAGAAGUAAUAGCUGAAGAAGACUAUCCGGAAUCACCUAGAGCCAACAACCAAUCAGGCGAUUAUUUGCCAAUGAAUUUCCACAACAACUACACUGAAAUGUCUAUUGGAGCUGCUUCCAACAGUGCCAGCAUGAGUAGUGUAACCUCAGGCACUCCAAGUGCCGACUUACGUUUAGCCGACUACCCAUUGGACAAAGUGUUUUCUUAUGUUUCGGCAGACGGCGAUGACACUAGGCCGUGCCGAGCUUACUCGGUUGGUUCCAAACCUCCGGAUCAACUAUCAAGCACGCCAGAGAACGCUAGAGUGCGCGCAUUCAGUGUUGGUUCCAAAACCAAAAAGUACUUCAACAGAGUCCUGGUACCAACAACCCACCAUCACAUUCCAGGCGUCAAAUCCAGCAGUGCUCCACUUUUAUUGCCUAAUUCCCGCACUGGAAGCUCGCACGGUUCCAUCAACCAUAACCCAAUGGAUGAUUUAAUGGAAAUGGACUUUUCUUCAAAUGGUACUAGUAGGUCGAGGAGCAGCACUAACGCUUCGGGUUCUAGCGCAAAUUCCUGCAACCAUCGCAACAGCAGCUGUAAUGGUACCAAAGGGAAAUUCUUUGGGUUCUUGGAGCAUUUUGGCGUCAGCAUCGGCGACAAGAAGCAUAACAACAACACUUGCAAUGGCUAUGUGGAAAUGAAACCAGGACGUACUGUUUCAACUGACAGUCCUUAUGUGGACAUGAGCCAAGGACAACGUUUGAAUCACAAAGAUUUGACUGCUAUGCACGAUAUGGCUGUUGCUGCAAACUCGCAACCUUAUUAUUUGGAUAUGAGCGGCAAUAAUCCUAAUAAUGAUGUACCUUUGGUUGGACAUCCUUAUUCGCCUUAUUUGGAUAUGAGCGGUAGUACUACGGUCAAGGAUAAUUCACCUUAUAUGGAUAUGAGUGGUAGUAAUGCUGCUGCUAAUGUUGCCACCAGGGAUCAGUAUAUGGAUAUGACUGGAUCCAGUCCAGUCCAUGCCAGUCCCAGACUAAACGCAAUCACCCUCCACGAUUACAUCAAACAGUUCGGGCGCAAUCCCCUAGGCGAAAAUUACCGUCACGACUACGUGGACAUGAACCAGCAACAACGUCAAAGAACCAAUUCCAACACAACUACCAGUUCCAAAAGCAGUGCAAUGUCGCCUGGAGCCUGGACCACUGACCACUCCCACGAUUAUCUGGACAUGUCUGGCAAAAACACUACCAAACGCACUAAUUCGUUUUCAUCAUCUCCACAUUUUGAAGCCACACCAUUUGAUCCUAUUCCAGAAGGCAGUGCACGAGAUACUGACGGGUACGUGGACAUGACUCCUGGCGAUUUCCAGGACCAAAGACGAACCAGCACCGACAGUGACUAUUUAAACAUGUCUGGCAUCAAUUUGUCUUCUAAAAACGACAAAGUGCGGUCACAACCUAUUCCCAUUCAAACCACUGCAGUUAAAAACUCAAGCCCCAUGACAAUUUCUUCUUUGUUGGGGGCAACCAGGAAGUUGUCGCCACCCAAAAUGCAUUUGCCUUUGAGCUCCUACUCUAGUCUACCUAGACAAAAAACCUCUUCCAGAAAAUCCUUGCAAUCGCAAGCAGGUAGCUCAAAAGAUAGUUCUUUGAGCUCAAGCGUCACUACAACCCCAUCCAGCUCUUCGACAAUGUUCCCGAUGAGCCUCAACAGCCCAACAUCACCUUUGAGUGCCUCCAGCAAACCGAGCUCAAUGAAAGUUCCAGCCUCGGUCCUGAAUGUUCCCUACAAAUCAAAUAAAAAGAAGCCAAGCGAAGAUUAUAUGAUGAUGGACUUUGACAGUAAACCAGUGGACGAUUCUGCUUAUGUAAACUACUGUCCAGGACCGUCUCAGAGCAUGAUGAGAAACAGUCAAAGUGAAGGCGAUUAUGCUGUAAUGAAACCUGGAGUUUUUAAAAGUACAACGUUGCCACGUGUUAAAACUGGCAUGGUUUCACCUGGAUUAGCUUCGCCUUUGGCUAAUGUUGGUUUAAGCGACAGACAAUGCUUUAUGCCUAUAAGAGAAAAAGACGAAAGGAUGACUAGUCCUAAACCAGGAGAUGUUCCAGAAAAAACAGAUGAUAAGUCUCUGGAAACGGCUAAUAUGGAAUUCGAAGACGAAUCCAGGGCCUACGAGAGGUUGAAAUCGCCUGCAGCCAAAAUUUCCAGGCCGAAUUCGUCGAAUUCGGAUCAAAUUAAGACUGGCGCGGUCCAGAGGCCCGCGUCUACAACCGGAUCUGAGAAAAUUGCUUCGCGGCCUUCGUCGGUGUGUUCGGAAGGCUUAGCUUCCAGACUAGGUUCCAACUCAAGUGUAUACUCGUCAAGUUCCUCUACAUCUACAGUUGUUGGUGUUUCUACUACUAACGAAUCUGAACCGCAAACACCACGUUUACACUAUGCCAGUUUGGAUCUGGGCGAGUCUACAUCAGAUGGUAAGGCACUGAGGACUGACCCUAGUGACAUGGUUGAAAAUCAAGUCACUGGCACUUUUGUGUAUGCCGACAUUGAUUUUGUGAGAAGCGAGGAGUUGAGUAAAGGCCCUAAUGCGGCCGCUACAAGUGCAGUGAAGAAUUAACACUGCGUUUUAGGCAAUUUUUUAUUUUUAUUUUAGGGCAAUUUUUCCUAAACGACAUUAGAUUUAAAUAUACCUAGGACAAUGUAUAAGAUGCUUUAUUAUUACGCUUACAUCUAAACAGAAUUUUUCUAUUCAAAUUUUUUUGUUUUAUCUCUAAAUAGACUGAUAAAUUAUUUGUACAAACAAUACUUUUGCCCCCCACAGCUUGUGUUUUUGUUUUUUCCUAUAUACAUAUAAUAUAUUAUGUCAAAGCAUAUCAAUUGAAAAAAAUUUGAAAAAAAAAAACAAAAACAAUAUGUAAGCCCAUUUGUAAAACAAACACUCGAUUAUAGGCAAAUAUAUUAUUAUACGAGGUUGAGCUUAUUGAGGCCUGAUGGAAGUUGGCAUAUAUUAUAAUAUACAGAGGUCAUGAUAAGGUUAAAUAGAAAACGAAAACGAUUUUUCCUGUUGCAUUUCCAGUAGAGUCCAGCAUAAAGCGCUACUGGAAAUGUUGGAGAUGGAAUAGGGAAAAUAUUCACUUGACCUGUAUUACCUAUGUUGAUCCACAUGGCCGCAUUCGUUCGCCCCAAAAAAUUAAAUUAAAUAUUAAACUUUUAGCGAAUAAGGUUUUUUUUUUAGUUGGGCAUUAGUGCCGUUUUUCUUUUAUAAUGAUAUUUUAGGCCAAAUUUAAUUAAAGCGUGUUUUCCGUAUGAUGGUACCGGAGGAUUUAUUUGGACUAAAUUUUAACACAUGAUUGUUUGAAAUUCAAAGUUCCUAUAUAUAAAAGCAAGAUUAAUAUGAAAAGACAAAACUACCUCUAGCUGCCAAAAAAAAAGUGAAAAAUUUUGAAAAGUCCUUUAGAUUCUUUGGUACCAAUUUGCUUAUACAAGUAGAUUCACACAUUACAGUAUUUUUACAUUUGUAACGUUUCUUUUUUUUUUUAAUCAAUUUAUUUAUUUGAGAGGUAUAUAGGUACUUCUCUCUAUGUCUCCCCCCCUAAACUAAAAUGUAUACUACCUAUAUAUAGUUUUAGUGAAAUUUAAUUAUUAUUAAUAUUCGUUAUUUGAAAUUUUAAUAAGUUUUUGGCUCUACUAUAUAUAUUGCCAUUUCCUUUUAAGUUUAAUCUUAGAAUAAUUUUAUUUGUUGAAAAAGGGUCAAUUACAUAAUACAUAUUAUGAAAUUGACUCUCGACUAUAAUAGGUCUGUUGUUUCUAUAAAAAAAAAAAAACUUGUUUUUGACAAUUAUUAUUGGAACAGACCUAAAAUUAUUAUGAUUGAAGCUCAAAAGAAAUGUAUUCCUAUAGUAAUAGUUCAAAAUAUCCUCUUUUUAUUGUUUUUCCUCCCCUCACUCUUAACUUUUAAGUUUUGUUUAAUUUAGUUUAUUUAUUUGUACUCCUUAUUUCGAUCGUUGUUGAGCAUAAUUUUUUGUUAAUAAUUCUUUGUAGGGAAGUUUUUGAUUGUUGAAACAAAUUUAUCUAGAAAGGACAACAAAAAUGAGUAUUUCUUAUUGUUUUUUGAAUAAUCGUAUGGUGUAAUUUUUUUGCUAAACAAUAACCUUUGCAUUUAAACCUCUUUGUAUUGUUAACAGGAAAAUGUUCAAUAAAAUAUUUUUAACAAAAUUUCUGUUGCAGUUUAUU